AUGGAGUCGACAGUUGACGAGCGGACGAAGCUCGCCUACCAAAACCGAUGGAGGACGCUCGCCAAGAAUCCCAAGCUCAUCGUCAUCGCUCUCUUCGCCUCCUUCGGUGGCUUUGAGUAUGGCUACCAACAAGGUGUCCUAGGCCAGUCCCUAGUGAUGCAUCGCUUCAAGGAAAACUUCCCCUCUAUCGUAAACUCGUCCUCAGCCACUGGUUGGCUCACAUCGAUCCUUCAGCUCGGUGGCAUUUUGGGCUCCUUGUCCGCUGGUGUCUUUGGUGAAGUCUACUCACGAAAUCCUCUCUACAACGCCGAAUUAUCCUCUCCCGAACUCCGUGGCUUCCUCGUCUCCUUCUACCAAUUCUGCACCAUUCUCGGUAUCAUGCUCUCAUUCUGGAUCGGAUACGGCAGCAACUACAUCGGUGGUACAGGGGAAGGCCAAAGCAACCUCGCAUGGAUGCUCCCAUCUAUAAUCCAAGGAAUUCCUGCUGUUCUCCUCGCUCUCGGAAUCUGGUGGUUGCCAUUUUCCCCGCGUUGGCUCGUCAAGCAGGGUCGUGAUGAGGAGGCUCUUAAAACACUAUCCUACCUUCGCAAUCUACCCGUCGAGCACGAUCUAAUUCAGGUAGAAUACAAGGAAAUCAAGGCUGAGGCUCUCUUUGAACAACGCGCCUUUGCCAAGAACUUCCCCAACCUGGCAGCUAAAGAGCAGGGCAGUGUCUGGAUGGCUCAGUUUGCUCAGUAUUAUCAGAUCUUCCGCACCAAGGAUAACUUCAAGCGUGUUGCUACAGCUUGGCUCGUGAUGUUUUGGCAGCAAUGGUCCGGCAUUGAUGCCAUCAUCUACUAUGCCAGCCAAGUCUUUGAGAGUCUAGGUCUCACCGGAGGAACACAGGCUCUAUUGGCGACAGGAGUUACGGGUGUUGUGUUCUUCGUCUUCACUUUACCUGCCAUGGCGAUCAUCGACAAGGUUGGACGAAAGCCCAUGCUCUAUGUGGGGUCUAUCGUCAUGCUUAUCUCUAUGGUUCUCGCUGGUAUUAUUGUCGCCAAGUUCCAGCACGAUUGGGAGACGCAUAGUGCUGCUGGCUGGGUUGCCGUGGCUUUUAUCUGGCUCUACGUCGGAGCUUUUGGAGCUACAUGGGGUCCUGUUUCUUGGACCCUUGUUGCUGAGAUUUUCCCUCUUUCUAUCCGAUCCAAGGGUUCUUCGAUUGGUGCUUCUAGUAACUGGCUCAACAAUUUUGCUGUUGCUUUUUACGUGCCUCCCAUGUUCGAAACUCUCGAAUGGGGCACUUACAUCUUCUUUGCCGUUUUCUUGGCAUGCAGCAUGGUCUGGCUGUACUUUUGCCUUCCGGAGACUAAGGGUGCUACUCUCGAGGAUAUGGAUCGAGUGUUUGGAAGCCACACUGGUGAAGAGGAUGCAAAGAUGUUGGAUGAGGCGCGCCGAGAUGUUGGUCUCGGAAUUGAGCUCGAAGUUGACGCUUUGAAGGCUGAGAAGGCGUUGGUGGAGGAUGGAGAGAUUGAGACGAGGCCAUCUCACCACGAGAACGCUUCGAAGCAGAUAUAG
Fusarium subglutinans is the source of this 1554-nucleotide messenger RNA. RefSeq names its product quinate permease. The coding region runs from base 1 to 1554 and encodes 517 amino acids. Gene Ontology annotation, molecular function: carbohydrate:proton symporter activity. The record is from RefSeq and is a predicted model, not a curated record. Gene Ontology annotation, cellular component: membrane. Gene Ontology annotation, biological process: transmembrane transport; carbohydrate transport. The transcript is spliced from 4 exons. NCBI's taxonomy places the organism in Eukaryota, Fungi, Ascomycota, Sordariomycetes, Hypocreales, Nectriaceae.